This is a messenger RNA of Lactuca virosa, 528 nucleotides long. NCBI's taxonomy places the organism in Eukaryota, Viridiplantae, Streptophyta, Magnoliopsida, Asterales, Asteraceae. The record is from the annotation of a GenBank genome assembly.
AUGAAAGCAGUAGCAGAAUCAUGCAGCAUCACUGCAGCACUAAUUACCACAAUUGUGUUUGCGGUAGCCAUUACAGUACCAGGUGGAAGCAAUCAAGAAACAGGCAUCCCUGUGUUUACAAAAGAAAUUGCUUUCACGAUCUUUGCAAUAACAGAUGCAAUCUCACUAUUUGCAUCCAGCACAGCAUUACUGAUGUUCUUGUCGAUCCUCACAGGAAGUUUUGAUGAGAGAGAUUUUCUCUUCACUUUGCCAAGACUACUGAUGAUUGGUCUUUGCACCUUGAUGCUAUCUACAACUGCCAUGAUGGUGGCAUUUGGGGCAACGUUGUUCCUUGUCUUUUGUCAUAAAAGACCAUGGAUGCUUGCUCCAAUUUGUGUAUUAUCUUCGGUCCCGAUUGCAACUUUUGGCACACUUCAAAUCCCCCUCAUAGUAGAUCUCUGUCGGUCGACAUAUGGACACAUCUUCGGCAUUCCAAAAAAAAUUAACAAAUUGACGUCGGAUAACAUACAAUUGUUUUUUGGUAAGUGA